Messenger RNA from Closterium sp. NIES-65, 2706 nucleotides. NCBI's taxonomy places the organism in Eukaryota, Viridiplantae, Streptophyta, Zygnematophyceae, Desmidiales, Closteriaceae. The record is from the annotation of a GenBank genome assembly.
AUGGAAUCUGGGAGAAGGGGGUGGAAUCAGGGAGAAGGGGAUGAAAUCUGGGAGAAGGGGAUGGAAUCUGGGAGAAGGGGAUGGAAUAUGGGAGAAGGGGAUGGAAUCUGGGAGAAGGGGAUGGAAUCUGGGAGAAGGGGAUGGAAUCUAGGAGAAGGGGAUGGAUUCUGGGAGAAGGGGAUGGAAUCUGGGAGAAGGGGAUGGAAUAUGGGAGAAGGGGAUGGAAUCUGGGAGAAGGGGAUGGAAUCUGGGAGAAGGGGAUGGAAUCAGGGAGAAGAGGAUGGAAUAUGGGAGAAGGGGGUUGAAUCUGGGAGAAGGGGGUGGAAUAUGGGAGAAGGGGAUGGAAUCUGGGAGAAUGGGGAUGGAAUCUGGGAGAAGGGGAUGGAAUCUGGGAGUAGGGGAUGGAAUCUGGGAGAAGGGGAUGGAAUCUGGGAGAAGGGGAUAGAAUAUGGGAGAAGGGGAUGGAAUCGGGGAGAAGGGGAUGGAAUCUGGGAGAAUGGGAUGGAAUCUGGGAGAAGGGGAUGGAAUCUGGGAGAAGGGGAUGGAUUCUGGGAGAAGGGGAUGGAAUCUGGGAGAAGGGGAUGGAUUCUGGGAGAAGGGGAUGGAAUCUGGGAGAAGGGGGAUGGAAUCAGGGAGAAGGGGAUGGAAUCUGGGAAAAGGGGAUGGAAUUUGGGAGAAGGGGAUGGAAUCUGGAAGAAGGGGUGGAAUCUGGGAGAAGGGGAUGGAAUCUGGGAGAAGGGGAUGGAAUCUGGGAGAAGGGGAUGGAAUCUGGGAAAAGGGGAUGGAAUCUGGGAGAAGGGGAUGGAAUUUGGGAGAAGGGGAUGGAAUCUGGGAGAAGGGGGUGGAAUCUGGGAGAAGGGGAUGGAAUCUGGGAGAAGGGGAUGGAAUCUGGGAGAAGGGGGUGGAAUCAGGGAGAAGUGGAUGAAAUCUGGGAGAAGGGGAUGGAAUCUGGGAGAAGUGGAUGGAAUAUGGGAGAAGGGGAUGGAAUCUGGGAGAACGGGAUGGAAUCAGGGAGAAGAGGAUGGAAUAUGGGAGAAGGGGGUGGAAUCUGGGAGAAGGGGGUGGAAUCUGGGAGAAGGGGAUGGAAUCUGGGAGAAUGGGGAUGGAGUCUGGGAGAAGGGGAUGGAAUCUGGGAGUAGGGGAUGGAAUCUGGGAGAAGGGGAUGGAAUCUGGGAGAAGGGGAUAGAAUAUGGGAGAAGGGGAUGGAAUCGGGGAGAAGGGGAUGGAAUCUGGGAGAAUGGGAUGGAAUCUGGGAGAAGGGGAUGGAAUCUGGGAGAAGGGGAUGGAUUCUGGGAGAAGGGGAUGGAAUCUGGGAGAAGGGGGAUGGAAUCUGGGAGAAGGGGAUGGAAUCUGGGAGAAGGGGAUGGAAUCUGGGAGAAGGGGAUGGAAUCUGGGAGAAGGGGAUGGAAUCUGGAAGAAGGGGAUGGAAUCUGGGAGAAGGGGAUGGAAUCAGGGAGAAGGGGAUGGAAUCUGGGAAAAGGGGAUGGAAUUUGGGAGAAGGGGAUGGAAUCUGGGAGAAGGGGUGGAAUGUGGGAGAAGGGGAUGGAAUCUGGGAGAAGGGGAUGGAAUCUGGGAGAAGGGGAUGGAAUCUGGGAGAAGGGGAUGGAAUCUGGGAGACGGGGAUGGAAUCUGGGAGAAGGGGAUGGAAUCUGGAAGAAGGGGAUGGAAUCUGGGAGAAGGGGAUGGAAUCAGGGAGAAGGGGAUGGAAUCUGGGAAAAGGGGAUGGAAUUUGGGAGAAGGGGAUGGAAUCUGGGAGAAGGGGUGGAAUCUGGGAGAAGGGGAUGGAAUCUGGGAGAAGGGGAUGGAAUCUGGGAGAAGGGGAUGGAAUCUGGGAAAAGGGGAUGGAAUCUGGGAGAAGGGGAUGGAAUUUGGGAGAAGGGGAUGGAAUCUGGGAGAAGGAGGUGGAUUCUGGGAGAAGGGGAUGGAAUCUGGGAGAAGGGGAUGGAAUCUGGGAGAAGGGGGUGGAAUCAGGGAGAAGUGGAUGAAAUCUGGGAGAAGGGGAUGGAAUAUGGGAGAAGGGGAUGGAAUAUGGGAGAAGGGGAUGGAAUCUGGGAGAAGGGGAUGGAAUCAGGGAGAAGAGGAUGGAAUAUUGGAGAAGGGGGUGGAAUCUGGGAGAAGGGGGUGGAAUCUGGGAGAAGGGGAUGGAAUCUGGGAGAAGGGGAUGGAAUCUGGGAGAAGGGGAUGGAAUCUGGGAGAAGGGGAUGGAAUCUGGGAGAAGGGGAUGGAAUCUGGGAGAAGGGGAUGGAAUCUGGGAGAAGGGGAUGGAAUCCAGGAGAAGGGGAUGGAUUCUGGGAGAAGGGGAUGGAAUCUGGGAGAAGGGGAUGGAAUAUGGGAGAAGGGGAUGGAAUCUGGGAGAAGGGGAUGGAAUCUGGGAGAAGGGGAUGGAAUCAGGGAGAAGAGGAUGGAAUAUGGGAGAAGGGGGUGGAAUCUGGGAGAAGGGGGUGGAAUAUGGGAGAAGGGGAUGGAAUCUGGGAGAAUGGGGAUGGAAUCUGGGAGAAGGGGAUGGAAUAUGGGAGUAGGGGAUGGAAUCUGGGAGAAGGGGAUGGAAUCUGGGAGAAGGGGAUAGAAUAUGGGAGAAGGGGAUGGAAUCGGGGAGAAGGGGAUGGAAUCUGGGAGAAUGGGAUGGAAUCUGGGAGAAGGGGAUGGAAUCUGGGAGAAGGGGAUGGAUUCUGGGAGAAGGGGAUGGAAUCUGGGAGAAGGGUAUAG